GACGGAGGGAGGGAGAGAGAGAAGCAGAAACUGGCACCGGCAGCCCGGCAGCCCAGCCGAGGACUUCACUGAAGAGCGAGCCAGGGAGCGCUGGAGCGCUGAGGGGCCGGCAGCCGGCGGGGAGCAUGAGCGAGGCCCGGAGCCGGUGGCGCGGCUGCUGCGAGAAGCGGCGGCAGCAGCAGCGCUCAGAAGCAGCAGCAGCCCCAGCCCCAGCCAGCCGGCAGCAGCGUCUCGCUCCCGGGGUUCUCUAGGCGCCAGGGGGCCGCCUCCCUGCCUGCCUCUCUCCUUCCUUGACGGGCCAGGCCGGUCAGCGCCGCCUCAUGGGGGCCCCCCGAGACCCAAAGGCUGCUGCCCGCCUCUUGUAACGGGGGCCGAGGAGAGCCCUCUAGCCCGAUCCCCAUAGCCGGCAGCAGCGGAGGAGAAGCAGCAGCAGUCCCGGGCGCCCGGCCCGGCCAGAACCAAGGCUCGGAGGAUAGGGGCUCCGAGCCCCGGCUCAGUCCUGGGCGUCCCUCCAGCCCCGGGGCGCACGCGCUGGGGAGUCCCCGGAACUCAGAGCUGCGGGCGCCCGACGCGAGCCCGCGGAGCCGGCACAACUGUUGCAGGCGGCGGCGGCGGCGGAUGCGCCCUUGGAGAAGCCGGCUGCCGGCGGCGGCCGCUGGGGCUGCCUGGCCACAGAGUAGCCGGGGAGCUGCGGCCAGGUAAUUCCCUGACAAAUCAAUGACAGCCAAACGAUGACAAGUUGUGGCCAACAGUCCUUGAAUGUGCUCACGGUCAUUCUCUCAUUGCUGUUCUCAGCAGCGCUGUCCGCACACUUUAGAGUCUGUGAGCCCUACACCGACCACAAAGGUCACUACCACUUUGGCUUCCACUGUCCCCGGCUUUCUGACAACAAAACCUUCAUCUUGUGCUGUCACCAUAACAACACGGUCUUUAAAUACUGCUGCAACGAGACGGAGUUCCAGGCGGUGAUGCAGCUGAAUCUCACCCAGCAAUCCGAAGGCUACAUGCAUAACAACUACACAGCCUUGCUGGGCGUCUGGAUCUACGGCUUCUUCGUGGUCAUCUUGCUGGUGUUGGACCUUUUGUAUUACUCGGCCAUGAACUACAAUAUCUGCCGGGUUUACCUGGCACGAUGGGGGAUCCAGGGAGCAUGGAUGAAACAGGGUUCCAGCCGCUGGAGUAAGGCGGUUCAGAGUCCUAACCCUGCUCAACCUCCAUCCCUUGAGUUGGCACCCUCAGCCCCUGCUGCCUCUACCUCAGAGGCCACCCCAUCCCAGGCAACACAUAUUCUCAGAGGAGACACGCUAAGCCCACCGCCGCUCAUGUCCUUUCCGAGCUCCUCUGCCUGAAAAACUUCCUGCCGUGCCUCAGGAUGGGAGAGGGGAGAUUACAAAAACACGGGCAGCUUCCAGAAGGAACGACAUCCAGGGAGACAGAAGGAGCAGCCGAGCAGGCAGUGGCUGCCGGCGUGGGGCUUGCCUCUGCGUGACCCUCCAGCUGACUUAGGAAACAACACUGCAGUGAAGAAGGGUGCCCAGGACGGCCAUCCAUAAGCAAUACUCCCAUUGUAGACUGAGAGCCCCAGAAAGACGAGGCCAUUUUUAUCAAGGGACUGUUGGCAAAAGCCAGGCCAGACCUAAAUGAAGAAGGAUUACAAAUGGUUCAAGUCACUCUCCUCUGCCUUCCCAAUCUCCAGUAGUCACCAAAUCAAGCUUAAUGUAAAUGUCAAAAUAUUGAAUGUGAGUUGUUUUGUUUUUUUAACCCAAAGUUCUCCAGUGAAUGACUCUCUGAAUAUGACAGGGGCUAGUCAUCUGGUGAUCAAUCAGGAUGUCUGGCCACCCUUCAUGGUUGGGGAAGACGGGGGAGGAGGUCUCACAAAGGAAUCAGAGCCAAGAGCCAGGAGCUAGUCCAUUAUUUCACUUCCUAUGGGGCUUGAAUUCAAAAGGACAAAAAUGGAUGAAUCCUUAUGGCAUCCACUCUCCAUCCAGAAACUAGCCAGUAGAGGUCUGUCAUAGUCUCUGUGAAUGCCCAUUGAUCACUGGGACUUACCAGUGAUCAUGUCAUAGAAUAAUCAAAUCAUAUCAUUCCCAAUUCUUUGACUUCCUGGAUUGCCACAACAUAGAAUGUCUGAGCUAAAGUACCUUACAAAUAACCUAGUCUGACCCCUGUGUUGUGAAGAAGGAGAAACUGAGGCUCAGAGAGGGAAUGUAAUGUUUCAGGAUCACAGGAGCAAGUCAAAAUCAGAUAUUAGUUCACAGUUCUAUGACACUUUAAGUUUUACAAAAUGCUUCCCUCUCAACAGCUCUAUGAGGUAGGUUGAGCACAUAAAUUAUUCCCUAUUUUAUAAAUGAGUAAAUCAAGUCAGAAUUUCCCGACUCCAAUGCAAUUCUCUUGCCAACAUAUGUUGCCUCAAAAUGUUUUUCUUUUCUUUUCUUUUUUUUUUUUUAUUAAAUUGAGUUAAAUCUCCCAAUUAUGGGAUAUCAAAUUCUGGCCUUCAAUUUCCGGGAAAAACUCUGUUCAAAAAAUGAAUGUGCGUGUAAAUGUCUGUGACAAAAAUAGAUGCAAUUAGAGUCAGUUCCACAAAUGCUUAAGUGUAUGUUAUAAUAAUAACAGUGUGUAUUUUAUCAUUAAAAAGCAUUCCCCAUACAUUCUCUCAGUGAGUCCCCUUAUCGCUCCCCACGAGAAAGCCAGGGCUACUCCAUUAUCCCCAUUUUACAGAUGAGAAAACCAAAGCUCAAAUAUGGGAAAUUGUUGCACUCCAACCUUCCCUCCCCCAAGAUCAUGGUCUUUUGAGAUCAAUGAGAACUUGGAAGAAGACACUGUUCAUCUAAGUGUUUUAUCAAAUCUACAGAACUGUGGCUAAAAGCUAUAGUAAUAGUCAAUGGACAUGACUUACUCAACCCCCAAGCUUAACGUUUGAACAAAGGGAUGUAUUUUCCCCUUCCCUCAUGACACUGGGAGGCUCUGCUCCUCUUCAGAAUGUCUCAGCCCAAAUGCCAGUCAUCUCACCUUGUGUCCCACCUUAGUCAUUGCUCAUUUUUUAUUUUGUGACCGUUGGUGUGCAGCAGCAGGGCCUCCUGCCCUGGGCUCUGGGCAAAGCUUAAUGCCCCCCACAGACUUCCCAUGUGGGUCUGAUAGCCUCUUUGUCACUUAAAAGUAGUUAUAACUCCAUCUCGUGGCCCCUACUUCCUUCUCUUUCUGCUGUUCCAAACCAGAGAAACAGCCAUUGUUCCUUUGUAUGGAGUUUCCAAGCAUUGAGUACUUAGGGAAGGGAAGGCAUAGCAUUCAGGGCUUACCCAACCCACCACCCAGGUCUGUUUCAAGACCUGAGUCAAUUCUGUCAGCCUCAGCUACUCCAGGACUUAGUAAGAUACCCCAAGACCCCUUUGGAGAAGUCCCACUCAAAAAUUAAUGGUCCCCUUUGUCUAUCUCUACCUCUACCUGGUUUUCCAUGCUCAUUAUAAUCUCUCAUUAAUCUGCCUUUCUCUCUCAUUCUGCCAACCAAUGCUCCAAACCUACCUUAUUUCCUACCAUUUCCCUUUCUAUCGCCCUAGAAUCCAGCCAGACUGGACAACUUGUCUUUCCCCAAGAUGGGUCUUGGAGGUUGGAUAUGAUUUGAGCAUUUAGGGAUAGAAGAUAGCAGCAAAAGUCUGGAGAUUAGAAAAAAGCAGCAGAGCAGAAAUCGGCAGGCUCAGACUAUAAUCCUCACUCUGUGAACCACCCCCUUGGGGACUCAGUUUCCCGAUCUGUAAGCUUACAAAGUUAGAUUAACUAGUCCCUCAGGUCCCUUCUCAUAUUCUAGGCUUCUCAAAGCCAAUCAUGGUAAGAGUCCAAGUUCUCUACUCAAAGGAUGAGUUGAGGGAGAACAUGGGACUUUACUAAUCACCGUUCUAAAGUUGCCCCCAGGAUUACUUUAAAAUAUAUACAGUAAAUUCUGGGAAUCCAUCAUGGUCAGAGAGUGACUUUCCAAAGAAUCCAGGGUUCUGGUUAAUACUCAGUCCCCAGACAGAUCCCACCCACUGUAUCGCUCUUCAAAGAGCUCCAGUACAGGAUCUCAAAAUCCACUAAAUGAUAUCAUCAGCGAUUCUGAGAGAAUAUAACUAGAACUGGAAGGUGCUAGAAGAAAAGGUCAUAGAUUUCAGGCUAGAAUGGACCUUAGGGGUGAUCCAGGCCUUUCUAUCGCAUCAAAUUGCCCUCAAUCCCUAAUGUUCCUCUUCAGUGGAUGUGAAUGACAGGACAAAUCCCAGGAAACAUCCUUAGUCCUCUCCUGAAUGAAUUACUCCCUAGAGGGAAUGGUCAUCCAAGUCCCAAAGAAAGGUUCACUUUCCAGUGAGCUCACUGAGCUGGUCUGGCCCUCUAUCAACCCUCUAGACACAAAUGGGGAAACUGAGUCUCAGAGAAGUUCCAUGACUACCUGCAGGUCCCACAGGCAGCCUUGAACUUAUAAUGUGAGAUAUGGAAGGAAUCUUAGAAUUGAACCUGGUUUAGUGGAUUAAGACCCAAGUUCAGGGUUAGGAAGCUCUGCAUUCGAGUCUAGCUUCUCACACAUGCUAUCCAUGUCUUCCAGCUUAUUUAACCUGGUCUGAACCCUGCCCCACAAAAACCAGAUCGCUAGAGUCUGAAGAGCUACGUCUGAAUUACUACCUGUAUGACAGCUCCUGGUGGAAAGUCACUUCAUCUCUCCAGGCCUGUUUCCCCAGAUCUCCCCACUCCUGGUUCUAGAUGCAUGCUGUCAUCAGCAUCAAAGGUCAGAGCCAGGAAGAGACUUUGGAGCACGCUGAUUGAUUUUUGACUCCAUCUAAUAGGACUUUACCAUAAAUCUUUACAAAGUGCAUUAUCGUGGUUUUUUCCUAUGUGAGGUAGGUAGUUCCAAGACUGUUAUUCACUACUUUGCAGAGGAGAAGACUGAGGGUCAGACUCCUGGGAGUCUCGGGUCAUCCCAGCCAGGAUGCAGACCCAGUGUUUUCUGACCAUGAUUUUGGGGGCUGUGCCCACAAUGGCCACAACACUAUCUUUUCUCCCUCAGUAAGAUCCUUCCUGCUCUCACAUUCUGUGGCAAUUCAGGAAGCAUUUUGAGAACUUCCCCGUAGUUCAGGGUUACCAGGGAGAAGACUGGUUACUGGCCGCAGAGACAUAGGAUUGUGGAUGGACAUAGGCUUCCAGGCACUGCCAGAUCUAAGUAAUGAGGGCUCCCCCCCCUCAGUUUACCUGUCGUGUAUUCCACAGCUCCCCAAGCUCUAGUCUCCUCCUACUGUGAGCUCCUGCCCCGUCACCUAGUCCUUCAUCAAAAGAAAAAGUGGUAACUCUGCCAACAAAGCUUGUGUUCACCAAGGAAUUUGUAUUCACUCCUGAUACGUGUGACUUACUGUAUUUUGUAUGGUUCUUUUCCCUCUGGGAAUUGUGUGUUAUUAAUGAGCAGUUCUAUGCUUUUUUUUCCUAACCCAUCCGCCAUGUAUACUGUACUUGGUGCGUGUUUCGGACUCUUAUAAUGAGCCAAUAGUUGGUAGGUGCCCACUGGCUUUUCUAGUCACUUCCACUCUAGCUACACUCACCUGUACAGCCCUCACCCAUCCCCGAGGUAGGGGACCAGGUCUUCAGCUGCUCUUGUCACAACACAUCUGGAAACCUAGUCUUUCAAUUGUGAGCAUUUGCUAGUGACUCAGAUUAACCUUAGGCCAUUAGUUUAAAAACACAGAUGUAUCUCACGGGUAGAUUCCCAUCGUCACCCCAAGUUCCCACUGCCAGGACGCUCUGGAGCGGCCACUGGAAUGGUAUUCCUGUCCUCGGCACUUUGAGGUCUCUGCUUAACCAAUGGAAGCAGAUCAUUUUGAAAACCAAAUAGAGUCUUUGGGCUGGAAAGGAGAGUCAUCCAUUCUCUCAACUCGGAGCCCUGCCCACCAGGGAAUCAUUGACUCAUGAUGACAUGGUGUCUUGGGGCUACAAAAAGCACUUCCCAGGCAUCAUUUCACUGUAGCCCUAAGGGACUAAGAGAGUACAGUGAGCCUUCUAUCCUUUUUCAGGUGAGGAAAGAGAGAGAAAGGAAGGAUCUUGAGGAUGAUAAGUGAUGGAGCCAGAACCCCAAUCCAAGUUAUUGGACUUGCAGCCCAAGACUCUUUCCUGCUGCUUCCUGGUUCUAUGGGUCAUCCAGCUUUCUUGUCCCGAGGUCAUGUACAUCUCCUCACCUUUGACAGAGGAGACAGAACCCAAAUACAUGCAGAUGAAGCAUUUUCCCUCCUUGCCCUUCCACCCCAGCCUCUUUUCACAGAUAAUCAUGAGAUGUACAUUGAAAACUUCAUGCCCUUGACAAUCCAGAGCGAUUUCCCACCCUCCGGUGGUGCUAUUUCCAGUAUUCUCCUCACAUGUUAAUUAACAGGGUACUUCAGAGCAGCACAGUUUUCUGACUGACUAAUGAAGGACUGAUUACUAAUGACUCUGGGUAUUAUGGCUCCUUGAACCUCAGAAGGUCGUGAGCAAAUUGUUGACUAGGACUGGCAAUAUCUCCUUUAUCUCCUCUCCCUCCCCCCUCUCAGAAAACUCUUGGAACAGUAAAAACUUCACAUCAGACAGCUAGAUGUUUGGGUUAUACUAUGUCCAUCUCUUUGAGUCACUGAACCUCAAAGAUCCCUUAGUCAAGCCCUAAUAUGAAACAGGAGUUUAUUCUUUCAUGCAGGUGGUUACCUAGCUGCUACAUGGAUAUACCCGGUGAUGAGAAGCUCACUACCUGUCCAGAUAGCCAAUUUCAUUAUUGGAAAGUUUUAAUUGUUCUUUCUUCUCUGAAGCCAAAAUAUGCUUCCUAGAACUUUCUGCUGUUCCUACUCAUUCUACCCUCUGGGGCUAAGCACAAGCCAAAUCCCUCUUUCCCCUGACAAUCCUUUAGAUACUUAUUUCAUCUCCCCUUUAAGUUUCCCCUUUUCUAGGAUAAAUUCUCCACACCCCCCAGUUUUUUCUAACUGAUUUCCAUAUGGCAUAGACUUAAGCCCCUUUACCAUACUGGUAGCCCUUCUGUAGGCACUUGAAUACUAUCCAAAUGUGUCCUGCCUGAGGAAAAGGACAGCAGGACUUAAACAGCAUCUCUUAAAAAAAAAAGGAACCCAUGUUUCAUUAGAUUUUUUUGUCUGCCAUGUCACUCUAUUGAUUCAUAUUGUUUUUGUGGUCCACUAAGAAGCCCUGAUCAUUUUCACUCCAGUUGUUGUUCAGCCACAGUUAUAUCUGAAUCAACUGCACUUGGGGACAUGACCUAAAUGUAGCUGUGUUCUACAUUAAAUUGACUAGACAUCUGCCCUCCAUUAUAACAUGAACCUACACAAUCGAAUUCCUUCAAUCUUAUGAUCAAAUUUUCCAUUCCAGACUUGAUCAGAUCUGAGGACCGCAAGAGGAAAAACUAGGGACAGUGUGGACAGAAAGUACAAAUUUAUUACUUGCAAUCUAUUACACAGGAGUCUCCUGAGAGGUCUCCAGCACAGAGCACUGGUUACAGAAUACCAAAGCCUACCUAUAAAUGCCUAGGGGGAAAGAUAGAGGAUAGAUAUUCCUGAGACAAUAGAGUACUUUAUCUUGGGGAAAACUGAAUAAAAAGCUUAGUUCUAUAUUAAAGGAGGCUAUUUGUGGAUCCCCUGGGCCAUGUCUGUUUUACACAUUUACCAGGAGAGGGUCGAUGCAGGUCAAAAUUAAUGAAUCAAAUACUUUCCCAGCAAUCUGGCGUUCAGAGAAUGUCAGAGCUAUAAGAGAUCUAAGACAAUGACUCUGCUUGGAGCAUUACAUAAACCAAAAUGAUGAGUGAAAUUCGGGAGGGGAGGGGGACAUGAUCUGACCUAGGAUGGGUAGAUCCUCGCAAGUGACUCCUUAAUUCUCCAGAAAAUAAAAAAACAAAUUUUAAAAAAAGCUUCUAGUACCAGAUUCACAGCUUUGAUUAGUCACAGGACAAAGGCAAAUGACUGGAAGAUGUCAAAUGGUGCCCUCAGUCCAUUGUUUUCUAAUAGGCUCAUUCUGUCACCCAAAAGUGUGGAGUACAGUGUGAUUCAGUGGAAGAACAUAGGCUUGGGAGUCAGAAGAUCUGCAUUCUAAUUCUGGCUCUGGCCCCAACCCCAAUGUGACCUUUCCUCUCCCUGAGCUUCCAUUGCCUUGUCUAUAAAAGGAAGGUGUGGAGAACAAACAUACCAUGGAAUCCCAGGUCUUGCCAAAAGAAGCACUUCGGUACCUGAUAUGGAGGGAACAUUGAUACCCCAUUUUGGGAAAAAUUAGGAUGUGGUGAAGAAUGACAACUAUAGUGUCAUUCUCACUAGAGAAUGAAGGAUGUAAGCAUCAGCCUACGCUCUGGGAUUCCCAUGUCAGUCCACAAAUGAGCUAUGAAAGGGUCAAGAAUUUCUAAUCACUCUAGGACCAGAGUGUCUGAUGGGAAGACCCAGAACCAGUAGCCACAAGUUAAAACCAGGGCACCAAACCCCAAAUAUGUCAAGAUGUAAUCUCUUGUUAGAAUCACAUCAUACUGAUUUAGGAAGUUUUCUGUUUCCCUCUGUUUGGCCAAAACAGAUGCACAACACUAGGAACUUGUAUUACCACCUUCUCCUCUUAGAAUGUAAGGUUCUCUAGACAAUCCAUUCUGUUCUUUACAUCUUUUACAUCCCCCAUUCCUUCCACACAUGGCAGGUAUUUACUUAAUGUUUGUUUCAUCAAAUUAAAUUAAACAUCAAAGAUUCCAGUCAUUUCUGAAUCCAUCAAUAAUGAACCUCUUGCAUCACAAGUCAUUUCUUUUAAGACUUUUAACACUGUGCCAAUCCCUGCAUGGUUGUGUACUCAACUAUCAGUUGGCAGCCUUGUAGCAGUUCCUCUCCACAAAUUUGGAUUCACUUUCAAGAAUAUUGUCUAAGGCUCAAAGGGUAGCAUCUUCUGUGUUAGGAGCAUUUGGAACAAAAGAAUGAUGCAGAGAACAGAACACAGAUGGUACCACCGUCAUCCCUAACUAUCGUUGGCAAUGUGGGCCCAUUGAGAAUGCUGAUUCCAUAACACAGCUGAUGAGGAAUGUUUUGAAGGUUUGAAUUCUUUGGUGCAAUUAGAUGUGCCCCGGCUAUUAAAAAUUUCUCCUUAAGCUGUAUCCCACUGGCUAUGGCACCGAUGAUUACUUUGGGCAUUGAGUUCUUGGCAAAGAAGAAGGACUUAGGCCUGCACUUGGGCAAGCUUUCCCUCUGAAAAUGGCAGGGAUGACCAUGUAAGGAGCUCCCAUGGCAGCUGCAUCAUCUUGUGGCGUUCACAUGCAAAAAGUAGAGGGAAAUGAGUUUUCUGCAGAAACAGCUGGUAUAUAUUGGCCAAGUUUUCUGUCUUGAGCUCUAUGACUGACUCAACACUUUACAAAGCAUUGAAUGAGGUCAUCACUAGACUCCAGAACUAGAAAGAAAGUCCUCCCUUUCAUUUUACAGAGGAAAAAACUAGCCCAGAGAAGAAAGGGGACUUAAGUCAUACAGGUUGUAAGCAGGCUGAGAUUAGAAUCUGGGGUUCUCUUCUGUCACAGAACUUGCUAUUCCAACAUGUCUUUUCUAGCUCUGAGAUUCUAUGUUUCCUGUUAUAUACUUGGCCCAUCCUUGGCCGAACUGGUUCAAGUCUAAAAAAACUUGUCAUUAAGGAUUUGGUCCUUAUAAAUUGUAUAAUAUCGAGACAAAAGAUUUCCCAUUUAGAGACUUUUAAAAAGUCAGCUUAUAUAGUAAACUCUUGAAGUUAAAUGGAAUUGGAUCUUUAGAGCCAACUGAAUUUCUUUAGAGUUGAGUUGAUCCCAUUAGGUAUUAGCUAGAAAUAAUUCUUUUGUGUCCUCACUAACUCCUAGGCAUCAUUCUGUUCAUUUCUCUCCUCCUCCCUCUCCCUGAAGUUUCCAUUUCAGAGCUAAGGAAAUGUCUCACAACUCAAUAAAAUAACUGAUGGAGUCCAAGGUGAGGUUACUUGCAAUAACUGAGAGAAGAUUAAAGGACAAAGGGUUUAUCCAUCUUCCUUAGUUGGAAAUAUCACUCUCCAAAAGCAGUUUAUAUUUUUCCCUGUCCCUUCUGCUGACCCGGAGUGUGCUGGUUGGAUUGGGAUCUAGUGCUUCUGUCUCUCUCUUAUAAACCCUGGUUGGGCUCAGUCAUGGGGUGUUUCUAAGAAACGGUGUCCAGGAAAACCAAAUACUAAUAAAUAUGAAUAAUAAUAUGAAUAAUAAUAACCACAAUGUGUUUUACACUGAGCGUUAUUGCGCUGCUUUUGUCUUUCUAUACUGUAGUUUUUAUAAAGAUGUCUUUUGGUUUUAAUAAAUGAGUGUGAUGUCAAUUACUCCCUCUAUUAAAAUUGGCUUUAAUGUUUCAACAUG
Molecule: messenger RNA, 10327 nt
Organism: Sarcophilus harrisii (Tasmanian devil)
Lineage: Eukaryota; Metazoa; Chordata; Mammalia; Dasyuromorphia; Dasyuridae
Gene: SHISAL1
Product: shisa like 1
Exons: 5
Coding region: 732-1349 (205 amino acids)
Source: RefSeq, a predicted model, not a curated record